AUGGGUAUCUUGAGGGCAGCUCUGAUUGGAACCGCCGCCAACCAUAUUGGCAAAAAAGGUUCCAGUAGUGGAGAAAAGAAAGAACGCAAGAACGAGUCGACUCCGCCGCCACAGCCUUAUUACCACCCUGGCUAUCAACCACAGAAUCAGUAUGGCCAGCUUCCGUAUGGCCAGAACCCCUACAGUGCUCCGCAGUAUUCGCAAGGCUACGGGGGCAAUUACCAGGGCUACCCGCCUCAACAGUAUAGCCGCGGUGUCGACGACCCCUCGAGGAAUGGAGGCUCAAGGUCGAUGCAAACCUCUCCUCCUCCCUAUCAGCAAAACCCUGCCUAUGAAAGUAGGAACGAAAAAUCCCCUGCGCAUACUCAGAACCAGGGAAACUAUCCUCAAGAGCGACGACACUAA
Molecule: messenger RNA, 405 nt
Organism: Penicillium pulvis
Lineage: Eukaryota; Fungi; Ascomycota; Eurotiomycetes; Eurotiales; Aspergillaceae
Exons: 2
Coding region: 1-405 (134 amino acids)
Source: RefSeq, a predicted model, not a curated record